Molecule: messenger RNA, 376 nt
Organism: Puccinia graminis f. sp. tritici CRL 75-36-700-3
Lineage: Eukaryota; Fungi; Basidiomycota; Pucciniomycetes; Pucciniales; Pucciniaceae
Exons: 3
Coding region: 13-282 (89 amino acids)
Source: RefSeq, a predicted model, not a curated record
GACAAAUUGAUAAUGGCUAAAGAGAAGAAACAUGCCCGCAUGUGCACUGGUGGGAAACCACCCAUUGCUCAAUUGCAAAAGGCGGGUGAAGAAUGGGCCAAGAAGAACCAACAGGAGGAAGAGGCCAAGAAGAAACCACAGGAGAGCAGCUCUGCCGCUUCCUCAGGGAGUACAUCUCGCGGCCCUGCUGAACCCAUGAACGAUUCUGAUUCAGACAGGUUAGAGGAAAUAUCCAAAGAAGAGUUUGAGAAAAAGAUGGCCAAAAGUCUCCCCAAGUCUUAAAAAUGUAGAUGUUAUCCCUCUUAUUUGACCCCGCCGCAUUUACCUUCCCUGUUAUAUACACGAUCUCAUCUGUUGCAUCAAUUCAAAAUUCAAA